Selaginella moellendorffii is the source of this 2005-nucleotide messenger RNA. Its product is annotated as fasciclin-like arabinogalactan protein 17. The record is from RefSeq and is a predicted model, not a curated record. The coding region runs from base 394 to 1743 and encodes 449 amino acids. Lineage: Eukaryota; Viridiplantae; Streptophyta; Lycopodiopsida; Selaginellales; Selaginellaceae. The transcript has a single exon.
UUUAGUGGACAAGGAGAUCAUGUAACCAUGUUAAUGACGCGAGACGGUACGGCACAAGCCUAGCGCUUCCUAAGCGCCCCAUGCAAAUCCGCUAGGGGAAAAAGACAGUAAUGGCUGGGUGCCAGCAAACAGCUGGCGUGAUGAUACUGCGUUGAUUUACCCGCGUGGUACGGACGCUGCCCCUCCGGUGACGUGGCGCGAUCCUGGCCGUGGCGCGCGUAGCGUGGUAGAUCUGUAACAGCUGGACGCUUUAACGGCUGAGAUGAUGCUCUCUUGGUGUUCCAAAACCCAUCGUGUCUUUCUCAUACCAAGAGAACGCGACGGAGGGCAAGAUAUUAUGCUUCCUUGUUGCUCAAGGCGCGCCGCGAGCUCGAUCGAUCGAUCGAUGUGGCAAUGAGGACGAUUCAUCUGCAUUUGCUUUGCGCCGUGGCCGCGAUCUUGGCGAUUCACAAUGCGCGAUCGAUAGGCGCCGCGGCUUCGGUGGAUCAUCCUCCAGCGCCAUCCUCCGGCGCAGGUAAUGUGGCUUUGAAGUCUGUUCUUGCGGCGCUCCUGGAAUCGCCGGCCACGGAGAUGAUGGAGCUCGUGGAGCAGGCAGGGAUGCUGGAGGCGCUGGAAUUGGCCGCGGAUCGCCAUAAUCUCACGAUCUUUGCGCCCAGGGACGAGUUCUUGGAGCUCCAUUUCGAUGCCGACUUCCGGAGGUUCCUCUUGCUGCCAGGAAACGUGAGAUUUCUCCAGGAGCUCGUCAUGUUCCACGUCCUGCCGAUCAGGAUCACGGCGUCGCAGUGGCGCAGCGGCAGAUUCCAGAGCCUGUCCGGCAGCCGGGACGAGGUCCUGUUGCAUUGGAACAAGAAGCAGCGCCUGGCGGUGGAUCGCUCGACGGUAGACUGGCCGGACAUGAUCGUGAGGAGCGACGGCGUGGUGCACAGAAUCGACGGAUUGCUCGUCCCCAAAUCGGUCCAGGACGCCUACGCGGCAGCAAGAAUCUCCUCCUCGGCGGUUCUUCCCCAAGCCGCGCCAUCUCUUUCCGGGGAAUCUUUCGGCAACAAGGCCGAGGCGAAGCUCUUCCAUGUCACAUUCCCAGUGAUCGACGAUCUCAUCGGCUCGGCUCCGGCGCCAGCGCCAUCGCCCUCAAGAUUCUCCGCCGACGGCCAUGGCAGAGUCCAGGAUUUCAUCGCGGCGCUGGUGUCCAUCGGCGGCUACGGCGAGAUCGCAGACCUCCUCGUCAAUCUCACCUCCCUGUCCGUGGAAAUCGCUAACCUCGUCAACGAAGGGCACGCGCUCACGGUCCUGGCGCCGGGCGAUCGCGCCGUCGCGCGCCUGGCCGCGGAGCACCUGGGGGCGAUCGAAUCCAUCCUCGCCUAUCACAUCGUCGCCGAGUACCAGACCGAGGAGAGCCUCUACACCCUCGCCAAGCGGCACGACAGGGUGGUGCUCAGCACGCUCCACGAGCCUCCAUUCAACCGGCUGGUGGCGAGGGAGAUCGAUGGCACGGUGGAGUUUGGCAGUGGCAACGAUCUCGCCUCCUCCAAUUCCUCGCGCUCGAGCACCGGGCUUUUGAUGGAUCCCAACAUCUACACUGACGGGCGGAUCUCCGUGCAAGGCAUCAACGCUGUGUUGAUUCCACCUCGAGGCCGAGAUGCUUCCAACGAGGAGAGCUCCCCGCCCACUCCUUCGCCGCGGGCGGGCUUUAAAGACAACAAGCCACCACGCAAGCUGUUCCAAAUGUUCUUUCGCGGGAUUUAAGUCGUCGCAGCAGCGCUCCACUCUCUCCUGGGAAACUUUGAAUGCAUCGCAGCAGCUGGGUUGACAAAAGUACAAAGGAUCAUCGUCACUCACUAGUUCUUCCUCGCGAACGAUCGUUUUCGUCCCUUCUCUCUCUCUUCUAACCAUUUUGUAUGUCUCUCUUUGGUGGCGCAGCUCUUUCAUUGCUCGAAAUUUCACAAAUGUUGCUUCCACUGUUGGUGGUAAAAAACAAAAUUGCAAUAGAAAUUCGUAAAGAAAAAAA